This is a messenger RNA of Hibiscus syriacus, 511 nucleotides long. RefSeq lists its product as uncharacterized. The coding region runs from base 1 to 438 and encodes 145 amino acids. The record is from RefSeq and is a predicted model, not a curated record. Lineage: Eukaryota; Viridiplantae; Streptophyta; Magnoliopsida; Malvales; Malvaceae. The transcript is spliced from 2 exons.
AUGCAUGGUUACAAGUACAACAAAGAUGCAAAGGUUGUAAUCAAUGUAUCAGUUGAGGGGAGCCCAGGGCCGGUCCGGACCAUGGUCAAAUUAGGGUCCAGUGUCGAUGACACUGUAAAGCUUGUCGUAGACAAGUAUGUGGAAGAAGGGAGAACCCCAAAGCUUGACUCAAGUUCAGGACUUGAACUGCAUCAUUCUUAUUUUAGCCUUGAAAGUUUGGAUAAAUCAAUGUCGAUCGGGGAUUCUGGUAGCAGAAGCUUUUAUCUUAGAAAGAGUAACAGUGGCAAUAGCAGCAAUGGUGCAUCUUUUGUUUCGGAAAUUGAUCCGGUAAGACCCAACUCCCCUGCAGUUUUGGUACCGGGUCUCAUUGCUGGAAAGCUCAUCAAAAUCAUGAGAAGAACUCGUAGGCUAUGGAAAGUAUUGGUUUGCUUGAAAUGAUGAGGAUAUUAGAAUAAGAAAACCUAUUAUCAUGCUGUUCUAACAACCACCAACUUGAUCUCGGUGAUAAUAU